Molecule: messenger RNA, 342 nt
Organism: Paramecium tetraurelia
Lineage: Eukaryota; Ciliophora; Oligohymenophorea; Peniculida; Parameciidae
Exons: 2
Source: RefSeq, a predicted model, not a curated record
AUGUCAAUUGUAUUAUAAACCACGAAGAGACAUAUCAUUGAUCUACACUCUAAAAUUAGUUUAACAGCCAAAAACUGUGUAAAUCUAAAUUUUAUAAUGGAUCUCUUUAUAUCAAUAAACAUUGUAAACAGAAUAUAGAAUUUAUUAUAUUUUGAAGAUUAGAUCAAUUCAUUAUAAGACUAUCAAAAAUAAGUAUAUUAUAGCAGAAUGAAAUGGAGUCGUAGGCACGUACAAAGAAAUCAGAUAUUUACAUUUAAUUUAAUUAAAUGCUCUUUAAUUAUAAUGGGAAACAUGCGAUAUUUGAAUAAAUUUAGGAGUCUUUUCAAGUCCUAUAAUAAAUGA